CGCACGGCGGCCAUGAUGGAGGGAAAGCGUUCUGUUACCAUGGAAACCGGGCCCGAUUGAUUGAUUAGUAGUGAAUGAAGUGACAGCUCCUCGCGGCCACAUAUAAGUUAAGAUGGCACAACAUGGCAUAUUGGAUGAGACCAUGUGUAAAAAUCCCAUGUGUCAGCACCCUCAGUGUUGGGUGACCUUCAGCAGGCUUGAGCGAGGAUCUCCCCGAUACCGAUCUGUGGGGGAAACAUCAGCGGCUACGUUGGGGGAGGAAGAAAGACUUCCAGUUCUGACAGUUUGCACCCUAUCAAAUCUCCUGCACCCCAAUAUUGGACACGAUACUAACUAUUUGAAUAAGACAUCUUCUAUAAGCUUGGACAAGGUGCAGACCGCAGGAUCUAACAUGUACAAUGAAAUGAAAACACACACCCCUUCCAGCAAGAGGCUGCCGAAAGUUGGGGUAGUGGAUGUGAGUGUGGGUUCGGCACUAUCACAAAACAUGGAAGAAAGGCAGGCGUCUGUAGUCUGGGUACCAAACUCCCAGCAGAAGUGUCCGAAGCCGCAACAGAAACAAGAAUUCAGGGGAGACGAACCUUUGAAAAUCGGGAUUAAAGACUUCGUUCUGGAGAACGUGGCACGUGGAAGUACAAGCAGUAAAGACCAGAAUCCGGCAGGUCAGAAAUGCAGAAAAGACAAAAAACGCCACACCGGUGGUUGCCCCCCAAAUUUCCCUCUCUCUGGCAACCCGCAGCCAGUGAAAGGACAUCUGCUGAACAGGAUCUCCGUAAGCUGUGUGAAGGAGAAAGAGCAACGAUCAGAAAACAAAUGGGUAAUUUGUGGGCAAAACCCAAACAUACGCUAUCCUCCGCACGCUGCUUCCAAUUCCCCAAUACCAGAACACAGGAGACUAGUGUUGCAUGGCACCAAUCAGAGUACCUCUUCAGACAAUGCUGGGCCUGUGUACAAGAUGGAUGACACAUAUCAGGGAGCCCUUGGUGAAAAGGAAGUAGAUUUGGAAAGUAUUCGGAACCAAUAUUACCUGUGGAAAAAGUAUGUCUGCUUGGCCAACCCCAGCGGCAGAAUUAGCACCUCAGCUUUAGAUCACCAGCCAAAUAAAGGCCAACGGAUGUCGACAGACAGAGGAGUGAGGGCCCUGAAAGUUAUUGGGGAUAUCGGGCUAUUCCCCUGGGAGCCCAGCUCAGCACUCAGUCAUCACGAGCAGCAUGCACCUGAAGGCUCUGCGAGAAGUAACACAGCCCUGUCCCGCGAUGGGUCCAAUAUCAGCUUUAUUCAGUCCUCCUGGUCAGACCUAGAAUCCCAAGCGGAAGAAGCAGUAUCCCCCGAGCCGCCAUGUGACGAGGUUGUUGCUGAGGCACCACAAGCACUAGACCAGGACUUGGCUGCUGCACAGGACACAGCAGGACACCCACUGACCGACCCACCAAAAUCCACGAGUCAAAGGAAACCACAGAUCUUACAAGUCAUAAUGUGGACCCUAAACCCCCAGAGAUCAGAUCUCCAUCUCCACAGCCCAACCCACCACCUCCAUCCCCAACACACACUGCAUAUCCUAGUCACAAAUAAUGAGAAAAACGCAAUCGCAAAUACAAAACCUCUUUAAAGGGGAAGAAUCAUUACUCUU
Molecule: messenger RNA, 1630 nt
Organism: Pelobates fuscus (common spadefoot toad)
Lineage: Eukaryota; Metazoa; Chordata; Amphibia; Anura; Pelobatidae
Gene: C9H9orf43
Product: chromosome 9 C9orf43 homolog
Exons: 12
Coding region: 113-1609 (498 amino acids)
Source: RefSeq, a predicted model, not a curated record